Messenger RNA from Dermacentor silvarum, 1122 nucleotides. RefSeq lists its product as uncharacterized. NCBI's taxonomy places the organism in Eukaryota, Metazoa, Arthropoda, Arachnida, Ixodida, Ixodidae. The coding region runs from base 390 to 833 and encodes 147 amino acids. The record is from RefSeq and is a predicted model, not a curated record. The transcript is spliced from 5 exons.
CUGUUGCCGGUGCACGACCGGUGACCCGCGGAGAAGUGCACAUCGCCGUCGGAACGACGGUUGCUCGGACUGUGCGGCUUUUUCGUCACUAAGAAUAUCGCGUUGAUAGUGUACGAUUAAGGCACGAUUACGGUCGCUGUCGAGCGCAAUUCUGGGUGCUAAAGAAUAAAACUCAGGUGAGAGAUGCAGCUAGUGCGACGGAAAAGGAGCUCGGCUGGCCACCCGGACCGUCUGCAUCCGCGGUCAUGACGACAUCGAGGGAAGUCGUCCAGAGUGCAUCAACGGCGGCGUUGUCCUGCGAAACCUCGACACCAACGGUGGAGUUUUAGUGACCGUUAUUCUCGUCAUUUUCGCCUCGUACUGCCAUCUUGACUGGAAAAUACGAAGGCAUGGUUUAUACGUUACUACGUGCACGAAUGGGAUUGUGGCUCCUCCUCAUGCUGGAAGAGCCCAAGAUAAUGUGUCCCAGCUUCGAGUGCCCGACGGAGUUUGGAUGCCGUGUAGUACGUGAACGUUACACGGGUUGUGCUCACUGCGACUGUGCGGAUAUCAACAGUGCGACGAUUGAGACUGAUGAACGACGUAGAAAACCUUUAAUUAUAGACGAGCUUCUCGAGUGUCCUCGGUUACGCUGCCCCACUGAGCAUGGCUGCUACGUUCUGCAGAGGACCGGGAAGUGCCCCUACUGCAAAUGCGCGUUGGUGGGCAGCCUCUCAUGUCCGCCGAUCGGGAACUGCCCGGAGGAGUACGGUUGUCUCGUCAGGCAGAGGAGAGGAAAGUGCCCCUAUUGCAAAUGCGGUUACAUGAAGCAAGGCCCACGCAGUGGGGGCUAGGGCGAAUACAAGAAGACGCAUGCAUGGCCUUGACGACGAGCGUGUGGACAGAGAACAGAUUACGGGGACCUUUCAUUUGCUCUGAAUUCUACUACAUAUGUCACAUGGGCUACAAUAUACACAGACUCACCACUGUCCGAGAACCAUUUGCUCGAUUCUUUUAUUUAAAUCACGCAGUGUAAUGAAUAAAUUAUAAUUAAUUAAACACGACUAAUACGAGAAAACGUAACUACAUGCCGAAUAAAAGUGUGUGCUUCUUAACACGCAUCACUUGAUCACUCAUUCUGCC